This is a messenger RNA of Notechis scutatus (mainland tiger snake), 2655 nucleotides long. It is a transcript of the gene RFX3, whose product is annotated as regulatory factor X3. NCBI's taxonomy places the organism in Eukaryota, Metazoa, Chordata, Lepidosauria, Squamata, Elapidae. Gene Ontology annotation, biological process: regulation of transcription by RNA polymerase II. Gene Ontology annotation, cellular component: nucleus. Gene Ontology annotation, molecular function: DNA-binding transcription factor activity, RNA polymerase II-specific; RNA polymerase II cis-regulatory region sequence-specific DNA binding. The record is from RefSeq and is a predicted model, not a curated record.
UUUGUGAGUUAUAGCAACCGUUGCCUUGUGAAUCAAGCGCCAUAGUCACCGUAGUCCUGGCGACUGUUACCCAUCAACAACAACGGCUCCUUUCCUCCUUCACCACCAUCACCACCUCCUCCUGCUGCUGCUGCUGCUCCUCCUCACCCCCAGCCUCACCCCCAUCCUCAUCAUCACCCACAACAACAACCUCCAGCAGCAAGAGCAACACCAUCACCACUACCACAGCCCUCCACAGCCCAGCAACAAGAAUGCAGACAUCAGAGACUGGGUCGGAUACAGGUUCGACGGUUACUUUGCAGACUUCCGUAGCUAGUCAAGCAGCUGUACCUACCCAGGUGGUACAGCAGUUACCAGUACAACAACAGGUUCAACAAGUACAAACUGUGCAACAAGUGCAACAUGUAUAUCCAGCCCAGGUGCAGUAUGUGGAGGGAAGUGACACGGUCUACACAAAUGGAGCUAUACGAACAACAACGUAUCCUUACACAGAAACUCAGAUGUACAGCCAAAACACUGGGGGGAAUUACUUUGAUACCCAAGGAAGUUCUGCGCAGGUGACCACAGUAGUCUCUUCUCAUAGUAUGGUGGGCACUGGAGGCCUUCAGAUGGGUGUCACAGGAGGACAGCUCAUCAGCAGCACUGGAGGUACCUACCUGAUUGGCAAUUCAAUGGAAAACUCUGGCCAUUCUGUUACUCACACAACACGAGCAUCCCCUGCUACAAUUGAAAUGGCGAUUGAGACACUGCAAAAGUCUGAUGGUCUGUCCACUCACAGAAGCUCUCUUCUCAACAGCCAUCUUCAAUGGCUUUUAGACAACUAUGAAACAGCAGAAGGGGUGAGCCUUCCCAGAAGCACUCUCUACAACCAUUACCUGAGACACUGUCAGGAGCAUAAAUUGGACCCUGUCAAUGCUGCUUCUUUUGGAAAACUCAUACGGUCAAUUUUCAUGGGCCUACGGACCAGAAGAUUGGGAACCAGGGGGAAUUCCAAAUAUCAUUACUAUGGGAUUCGUGUCAAGCCAGACUCUCCUCUUAAUCGACUACAAGAGGACAUGCAAUAUAUGGCUAUGAGACAACAACCCAUGCAGCAGAAACAAAGGUACAAACCUAUGCAGAAAGUGGAUGGAGUCUCAGAUGGUUUUACAACAAGUGGUCAGCAAACAGGCACAUCUGUUGAACAAACUGUGAUUGCUCAAAGUCAGCAUCAUCAACAAUUUUUAGAUGCAUCUCGAGCACUUCCAGACUUUGGAGAAGUUGAAAUCUCUUCGCUGCCAGAUGGAACUACUUUUGAGGAUAUUAAGUCUUUACAGAGUCUCUAUCGAGAACACUGUGAGGCAAUAUUGGAUGUUGUAGUGAACCUUCAGUUUAGCCUAAUAGAAAAAUUGUGGCAGACUUUUUGGCGCUAUUCUCCCUCAACCACAACUGAUGGCACUACUAUCACUGAGCCAAGCAAUCUGAGUGAAAUAGAAAGUCGACUUCCGAAAGCAAAGCUGAUAACUCUGUGCAAAAAUGAGUCAAUUCUGAAAUGGAUGUGUAACUGUGACCAUGUGAUGUACCAGGCUUUGGUGGAGAUUCUCAUUCCUGACGUCCUUAGACCUAUUCCUAGUGCCUUGACCCAAGCCAUUCGCAAUUUUGCAAAAAGCCUUGAAGGUUGGCUUUCCAAUGCCAUGAACAAUAUUCCCCAGAGAAUGAUUCAAACCAAGGUUGCCGCUGUAAGUGCCUUUGCUCAGACUCUGCGAAGAUACACAUCUCUUAAUCAUCUGGCUCAGGCAGCCCGAGCUGUCUUGCAGAACACUUCUCAGAUUAACCAGAUGCUCAAUGACCUCAACCGUGUUGAUUUUGCCAAUGUCCAGGAGCAGGCUUCCUGGGUGUGCCAGUGUGAUGACAACAUGGUACAACGGUUAGAAACAGAUUUCAAGAUGACUCUUCAGCAGCAGAGCACUCUGGAGCAGUGGGCUGCCUGGCUUGAUAAUGUAAUGAUGCAAGCACUGAAACCAUAUGAAGGAAGACCUAGUUUUCCUAAAGCAGCACGCCAGUUUCUGUUAAAGUGGUCUUUCUACAGCUCAAUGGUGAUUCGAGAUUUAACUCUGCGCAGUGCUGCUAGCUUUGGUUCUUUUCAUCUGAUCCGUCUGUUAUAUGAUGAAUAUAUGUUUUACUUAGUUGAACAUCGGGUUGCUCAAGCCACAGGAGAGACACCUAUUGCAGUCAUGGGAGAGUUUGGUGAUUUAAAUGCUGCAUCUCCUGGAAACAUGGACAAAGAUGAAGGCAGUGAAGUUGAAAGUGAAAUAGAUGAAGAGCUGGAUGACUCUGGAGAGCCGCAAGCCAAGCGAGAGAAGACUGAAAUUAGCCAGGCCUUUCAGGUGGGCUGCCUGCAGCCGGUACUCGAGACUGGAGUACAGCAGAACCUUUUGAACCCUCUUCACAAUGAGCACAUUGUCACAGCUACUCAAACGAUCAGACAGUGUAGUGCGACUGGAAAUACAUAUACUGCGGUCUAACAAAUAUUUAAAAGUUCUUUUUUCAGAUUGUAUUAGCCCUCUUGAUGUUGGGCAUAUCAUAGGGGACGGAAGGGAUGCAAAAAAAAAAAAAAGAUUUCUGAAAGUCGACUAUUGUCAAAUUUUAUCUGUACUUUUGCUGGAGUUGUGAAAAUGG